This is a messenger RNA of Corvus hawaiiensis (hawaiian crow), 3617 nucleotides long. It is a transcript of the gene P2RX5, whose product is annotated as purinergic receptor P2X 5. The transcript has 12 exons. The record is from RefSeq and is a predicted model, not a curated record. The coding region runs from base 511 to 1767 and encodes 418 amino acids. NCBI's taxonomy places the organism in Eukaryota, Metazoa, Chordata, Aves, Passeriformes, Corvidae. Gene Ontology annotation, molecular function: extracellularly ATP-gated monoatomic cation channel activity; ATP binding; purinergic nucleotide receptor activity. Gene Ontology annotation, cellular component: plasma membrane; nuclear inner membrane. Gene Ontology annotation, biological process: response to ATP; monoatomic cation transmembrane transport.
GAUGUCAGGAAAAGGUUCUUCCAGAGGCUGGUGGGGCACUGAACAGGCUCCCCAGCGAAUGCUCACAACCUGACAGAGCUUCAGGAGUUUUUGGACAAUGCCCCAGGCACAGGGUGGGAUUUUUGGGGUGUCUGUGCAGGGCUAAGAGUUGGACUCGAUGAUUCUUGUGGGUCCCUUCCAGCUCAGCACGUUCUGUGAUUGUGUGAACAUGGCUUUACACUAGAACACAUUUCAUUCUGGGCAUUUUGGAGGGGGAGAGAAUGAAACCUGGGGGCAAAACUGAGUGGGGAGAAGGGCUUCCCCAAGGGAUGAAUCAGCUGAAAAGCAGCUCAGGAAGGAUGUGACUUAGUGCAGCUGCUGGAUUCUGACUGAGCUGCUGCCAGAGAGCAGCUGAGGGAGGGAGGGAGGAAGGAGGAGGAGGAGAUCAGGGCUGGUGUGUCAGGUUUCCGUGCACUGCACGUGUGGGUGGUGCGAGCUGUGCCUGCUCCAGCCACCGAGCGAGCCGGGAGCAUGGGGCAGGUGGCUUGGAAGGGUUUAUUUCUGUCUCUUUUCGAUUAUAAAACGGAGAAAUACGUCAUUGCAAAGAACAAGAAGGUCGGGGUCCUCUACCGAGUGGUGCAGCUCUCCAUCCUGGCUUACCUGGUGGGGUGGGUGUUUGUUGUCAAGAAAGGCUACCAGGACACAGACACGUCCCUCCAGAGCUCUGUCAUUACCAAGCUAAAAGGGGUGGCCUUCACCAACACCUCGGAGCUGGGGGAGAGGCUGUGGGAUGUUGCAGACUAUGUCAUCCCUCCUCAGGGUGAAAGCGUCUUCUUUGUCAUGACAAAUCUGAUUGUGACCCCAAACCAGAGACAAGACACGUGUCCUGAGGUAGGAAGAACUGAGCCCCUUGACCCCCAGACCCGUGCAAAACCAGGGAGUGCCAGCAUUCCCGAUGCCCUGUGUGACAAGGACACCGACUGCCUGGAAGGGGAAGCAGUGGUGGCUGGCAAUGGGGUUAAGACUGGCCGUUGUUUGAAAGACAGGGACAGCACCAGAGGGACUUGUGAGAUACUGGCCUGGUGCCCAGUGGAGAAAAGAUCCAAGCCCAAGAAACCACUUCUGGGCAGUGCAGAAAACUUCACUGUUUACAUCAAGAACUCCAUUCGCUUCCCCAAGUUUAAGUUCUCCAAGAUGAAUGUGCUGGCAACUGACAACGAGUCCUACCUGAAGAGCUGUCGCUACAGCCAGGAGCAUCCCUACUGCCCCAUCUUCGUGCUGGGGAACAUUGUCCGCUGGGCUGGGGGCAACUUCCAGGAAAUGGCCUCGGAGGGUGGUGUGAUAGGAAUUCAGAUUGAAUGGAACUGUGAUCUUGAUAAAGCCCCUUCUGAAUGUAAUCCUCACUAUUCUUUUAGCCGGCUGGAUAACAAGUCUGCAGAAACAUCCAUCUCUUCUGGGUACAACUUCAGGUUUGCCAAGUAUUACCGGGAUGCUGAGGGGGUCGACUACCGGACGCUCAUUAAAGCGUACGGAAUCCGCUUCGAUGUGAUGGUGAAUGGCAAGGCAGGGAAAUUUAACAUCAUUCCCACCAUUAUCAAUAUCAGCUCGGGGCUGGCACUUAUGGGAGCUGGAGCUUUCUUUUGUGACCUGGUGCUGCUGUAUCUGAUCAAGAAGAGCAACUUUUAUCGAGGCAAAAAGUACGAGGAAGUGAAGUCCAGUUCCAGGAAGUCCUUGUCGAGCCCUACGCUGAACGGGAAUCAGAGCCCAGACCAGCUCGGCACGCUCUAGGCACAGCAAUGGCUCUGCCAGCUGGACUCAUGCGCCAAGAAAACCACACAGGUGUGGCACCACACCAGCACUGGGAGGUGGACAUACCCAGAUCAGGCCUACUGUUACCAGGAUUCCCAGAGGAAAAAGCCUCCUCUAAAGACUGCCUUUCUUCCCUAAGAUUUCUCUGGUGUCCUGAGCUUGCAACAGUGUGUCAUCACUAUGGAUUUAUAAAAUGAUUUUUAUAAAAGGACAAAGGCACCAAAGGAAUGUUUUCAUGUCCACUGAUAGAUAUAUCUGUACUUAUGCCAAUAGCCAGCAUUGUCCUGUGGCUGUGCUUUGCUUCCAUGUGCAGAAAAGCUGUGAUGGGAACCACCACUGGCACUUUGGGAAGGGCUGAAGCUGAAAUCUAAUUCCAAUCAACCUAAUUCCUGCUCUGCUGCCUUGACAGCCACCGCUUCCAGCUCCUGCCUGGCUGAUGUGACAUCAGGUGUGAAGCAGCAGGACUGCUCUGCUCGGGAAGUGCAGGGAAAUGUGGCAUUGGAGCAGCUCUUGGAGCUGGGGAAGGGGCUGUGACCCUGCAGGACCUGAGGCAAGGGGGGACAGUCACUCCUAUGGGGGGUUCAUGCACUGGAAAGCAACGUGCCCCUGGAAGCACCUGCACAGGUUCUGCCUCCUUGGUUCAGUGCCUGGUUUCAUUUGCUCAGGAUUGUCCUUCCUGCAUCACUUCCUGGUUUCUCGUGGUGGGGAGAUCUGGAUGGGGCACUCAAUGCUUCUGUUUCUCACAGCACCCAGGGCUGUGCUGCAGACUGAAAAGGGCAGCUCUGCCAGUGACACAGGCCUUGUCAGCUUCCUCCAAAUACACCAACAGCAGGGGAAUUUAGAAGCCAUCUGCCUGCUACUUCAACACCAGUAACCUCCAGGAAAUACAAGCGGGGAUGUAAUCUCAGAAAAGGGCUUAUGGAAUAUCAUUGUGUUCUGUAAAUGCUGCCCCAUCACCACUGACUGGGGGCUGUCCUGAUGAAGAUUAAAUGUGUCUGUGCACUCUGUGAAUACAAAGAUUUAAAGGGCUCCUGCUGCAGCAUCUGAGCGUGGCCUUCAGGGAGCUGCUGCCAUCGAGUGUCUGCACAAAUGGCACCAGCAGCUGCACCCACCUCUGCUUUAACUUCUUUAAGGUGGUUACUCUGAGGUACAGCUUCAUCCUCAAUUAAAAUUCACCUCUGUUAGCAGCAGCAAACUCUGAACCCAGUCAAUGAUAGCAAACCCCACCCAGUCUAGUUCCCUCCCUCUGCUUCUGUGUAUUGAGGCAAAAAUGGGGCUAGAAAGUAGAAUUAAACAGCAGAGUUAAUUUAGGAUAAGCCAUAUACCUCUGGUGCUCUGAUCUCAUCUAAAACCUUCUCUUCAUGUCCGAAGUUUCUCCUCUAGGCAAAUACAAGUCACCACGUGGGGAACUGCUCGAGAGUUACCACAGGCAGCCCAGGCUUUUGACUGUCAGGGUUUAAUUCGAGUUGAGUAAUUUCUGGAUGGUGAAACACAUGGUGAACCCCCUGCAUGACAUCAGGGCCUGGCACAACUCCUGGCGACCAAGCAGCUCCUCCUAACGUGCAAAGCUCAGUGUGCUCUGCUGAAACCAUUGUUUUAACUUGCCAAAACAUCCUCUUGUUGGAGGACUAAAGCUGUUUCCUGAAUCUAAGUCUUCAGGCCUCGCAGAUCCCCUAGAACAUUUCCUUUCUUUAUACUGUGUAACACAAUUCCUACAACCCCUGCUGUUAAUAAAACAUAACCAGAUUCCUUCUCAGGAGCUCGUUUCUUGACUUUGACUUUUUUUUCCUUCUUGUGUUUCAUGUUCAGCAAUAAAAUGUGUCACUGUA